Messenger RNA from Hibiscus syriacus, 1922 nucleotides. RefSeq names its product calcium-dependent protein kinase 29-like. NCBI's taxonomy places the organism in Eukaryota, Viridiplantae, Streptophyta, Magnoliopsida, Malvales, Malvaceae. Bases 293 to 1831 code for a protein of 512 amino acids. Gene Ontology annotation, cellular component: nucleus; cytoplasm. The transcript has 9 exons. Gene Ontology annotation, biological process: peptidyl-serine phosphorylation; protein autophosphorylation; intracellular signal transduction. Gene Ontology annotation, molecular function: calcium/calmodulin-dependent protein kinase activity; calmodulin binding; calcium ion binding. The record is from RefSeq and is a predicted model, not a curated record.
CAAAAGCAAACUUUUCCUUUUUAACCUAUUCAUCUUCCUGUUCCGUUUUUAUUUAUUUCCUGCCGCUCCUGUGUCUCUCCUUCACCGCAAACCGAAGCAAACCACAGCUGGUGGUCAAGGGAAUGAUACAAAAGGAAAGGUCGAGGGAAUGAUACUCGGGCAAAGCAAAGCACAAAAUUAACAUUUAAUAAAGCAUUAGUGUGUAACCAGCACUGCUCUGGAUGCUCUUUCAACAAAUCUUAAACAUCCACUCAGACAAAACCGAUUCCUCUGUUUUCCUUCCCUGCCAUCUAUGGGACUCUGCCAGUCUCUCUGCUGCGGCGGCUUCACAAGAUCCCAGUCUCAUCAAAUCCCAAUCUCUUCCGAUUCUGCUCCUCCCCCGUAUCCACCAUUGCAAACCUCAGCCUCCCGGAACCAAAAUCCUUCAUCUUCCCAGGCCGGGACCAUUUUGCUCAAACCAUAUGUCGAUAUCACCACCCUUUAUGACCUCGACAGAGAGUUGGGGAGAGGUCAGUUCGGCAUCACUUACCUUUGCACCGAAAAGGCCACGACACGAAGAUACGCCUGCAAGUCUAUUUCCAGGCGUAAGCUAAUCACUGACAAGGACGUGGAGGAUGUUAGAAGAGAGAUUUCGAUACUACAGCAUCUGACCGGGCAACCCAAUAUCGUGGAGUUCAAAGGUGCUUAUGAAGACAGACAUAAUCUGCAUUUGGUGAUGGAGUUGUGUUCGGGUGGCGAGCUUUUUGAUCGAAUCAUAUCCAAGGGGAGUUACUCGGAACGUCAAGCGUCUUCGAUUUGUAGGCAGAUUGUGAAUGUGGUGCAUGCCUGUCAUUUUAUGGGGGUUAUGCAUAGGGACUUGAAACCUGAGAAUUUCUUGAUGGUUAGUAAGGAUGAGAAUUCUCCAAUAAAGGCCACUGAUUUUGGACUCUCUGUCUUCAUUGAGGAAGGUAGAAUGUAUAGGGACCUUGUUGGAAGUGCAUAUUAUGUUGCUCCGGAGGUUUUACAGCGGAGAUAUGGCAAAGAAAUAGAUGUGUGGAGUGCUGGAGUCAUUUUGUACAUUCUUCUUAGUGGAGUGCCUCCAUUUUGGGGUGAGACUGAGAAAGAGAUCUUUAAAGCAGUUUCGGAAGGUAAUCUCGACUUAGAAAGCCAGCCAUGGCCAUCCAUAUCUGAUGCUGCAAAGGACCUCAUCAGGAAGAUGCUGGCAAGGGAUCCUAAGAAACGAAUUACAGCUGCUCAAGCUCUAGAACAUCCAUGGAUGAAGGAGGGUGGUGAUGCAUCAGAUAAACCUAUUGAUUGCGCUGUUCUUAGCAGGUUGAAGCAGUUCAGAGUAAUGAACAAGCUCAAAAAACUUGCCUUGAAGGUGAUAGCAGAAAACCUAUCCUCCGAAGAAGAGAUCAAGGGCUUAAAACAAAUGUUCAACAACAUCGACACAGACGGAAGUGGUACAAUAACACCUGAAGAACUAAGGGUUGGAUUAGCUCGAUUAGGAUCUAAGCUAACCGAACCAGAAAUAAAGCAGCUUAUGGAUGCUGCCGAUGUGGACAAGAAUGGAAGCAUAGAUUACAUUGAAUUCGUCACUGCUACGAUGCAUCGACAUAAGCUUGAGAGGGAAGAUAACAUACACAAGGCUUUUCAGUUCUUUGACAAGGAUAGCAGUGGGUUUAUCACGAGAGAUGAGUUGAGGCAAGCAAUGACCCAGUAUGGAAUGGGAGAUGAGGCUACCAUAGAUGAAGUCAUUGAGGAUGUCGAUACCGAUAAGGAUGGGAGAAUCAAUUAUGAGGAGUUUGUAGCCAUGAUGAGAAGGGGAACUCAAGACUGGGAUAGUAUGUGAAAGAUGAGCCGAGUGAAGUGCUUACAGCUUGUGGAACUUGGGGGAAUUUAGAUCUUCCUGUUGGCCACUCCAACAUCUUGUUGAACUCAUC